AGUCUUGCUUUUUUGUUUGUAUGUAUGCAUGUGACUUUUCGUUUCUUGAAAAAAAAAAAAAAAAAAACAGGAAUCUACAUGAUUGCCUCUCAAUUUAUUUUCAUUCUUGGAUGCUGAUAAACUUUGCUCCUGCUGGGAAGAGUCGGCAGUGGUUAAUGAUGUCCAUGGAUAAGCUUCACCACCACAAAGUUAUUUUUACUCUCCUCCUCCUCAUCCACUCAUCAGAUUACGCUCUUACAGACAUGUAUCUCAUCAACUGUGGUUCAAUCUCUGAUACUGCAAUCAGCAAUCAGUACUUCGUGGGAGAUGUGGACUCCGGCUCAUCCGACUUUUCGGUAGGAGAAAGCAGUCGGGUCGUUGAUGACAACCCAACACCAGGGACACCUUUUCUCUAUCGAACAGCCAGAAUUUUCAGAAAACAAUCUUCGUACAGGUUCCAAAUCACCCAAAAUGGCACCUACGUGGUACGCUUUCACUUCUACCCUUUCUCUACUCCAACAAAUCUUGCCGACGCUCUCUUCAAUGUUUCCGCUAAUGGGUUUUCAUUGCUGUCCAAUUUCAGUGUCCAGAACACUAGUAACCCUCCUGUAAUUAAGGAAUUCGCAAUCCCCAUAGAGGUGGGAGAAUUCAUGAUCUACUUCACACCUCAAAAAUCAUUUUUUGCUUUUGUAAACGCCAUAGAAGCCUUUAUUGCUCCGGAACGUUUCAUUUCAGAUGGAGUUAGUCACGUUACUCCCGUAGGGCUUAAAGGCACUUACAAUGGUUUGUUAUCUCGGGCUUUUCAUAUAAUCCAUAGGAUUAACGUUGGAGGCUUCACAAUCACACCAAGUAAUGAUCUACUGUGGAGAAGUUGGACACCAGAUGAUGACUAUCUAUUUCUCCCAAAUUCUGCAAAUAACAUCGAGUUCUACGGUGAGCUUAAUUCCACGGCAGCUGCUGCAAAGUUGGCCCCAGAUAAUGUCUACAAGACUGCCAAAGAAUUGAACAUAAAUCAUAGCAGGUCAUCAAAUUUUUUCAAUAUGACGUGGGGUUUCGAUGUGAAUAAGAAUUCUACCUACUUCGUGAGGGUGCAUUUCUGUGACAUAAUUAGCCAAGAUGUUGAUGGUAUUGUGUUCAAUUUUUCCAUCUACAAUCAGUUCAUUGAUAAGAUCUAUCCAUAUAACAUUACUCACCAUCCAGCAACUCCCUUUCACCGUGAUUAUGUGGUUGAUUCUGAUGAUUCUGGAUAUGUGAAUAUCAGUGUAGGCCCUCGUAGUAAAUCACUGAACCAAACUGCUUUUCUGAAUGGACUUGAGAUCAUGGAGAAGAUCGAGCGAUCUGGUGCAUACCCUGUGCCUAGCAAUCCGAAUAAGACUCUUGAGUCUCCGCCCAACAAUCCGAAUAAGACUCUUGAGUCUGCGCCCAGCAAUCCGAAUAAGACCCUUAAGCCUGCGCCAAGCAAGCCAAAGAAGAACUUCAUGUUUGCAAUAGCUGGUUCUGUUGUUGGAGUGGCUUUUGUCCUUAUGCUGAUCGGAGUGUUCAUGAAAUGCAGGAAAGCAAACCCUGUUGAGACCGGGGGUUGGUCUGUGCUUCUUUAUGGAGGGAGAUCUUUUUGGAAGACAAAUGGUAGAACUGCCGACAACUCCUCUGUUUCUAGUUUAAACCUCGGCUUAAAACUACCCUUUUCUGAAAUACUGCAUGCCACUAAUAACUUCAACCCAAAAGUGAUCGUCGGGGAGGGUGGGUUCGGGAAAGUUUAUAGAGGAACUCUUCGAGAUGGUAAGAAAGUGGCUGUCAAACGAAGUCAACCAGGGCAACGCCAGGGCUUUGCUGAAUUUCAAGCUGAAAUCAAGGUCUUAUCCAAAAUUCGCCACCGCCAUCUGGUUUCCUUGAUUGGAUACUGUGAUGAGAGGCAUGAGAUGAUACUGGUUUAUGAAUUCAUGGAAAACGGGACUCUGAGAGACCAGCUGUACAAUUGGAAUGAGGACUGCACCAUAUCAACUCCCCGAUCACAACUGUCUUGGGAGCAAAGGCUUGAGAUUUGCAUUGGUUCAGCAUGCGGUAUUGAUUACCUUCACACUGGUUCUGAUGGGGGAAUCAUUCACCGGGAUGUUAAAUCAACAAACAUUUUGCUUGAUGAGAAUUAUGCGGCCAAGGUUUCUGAUUUUGGUCUUUCAAAAUCAGGCACUUCGGAUAAAUCUCAUAUCAGUACAAAUGUAAAAGGCAGUUUUGGUUACCUUGAUCCAGAAUAUUUCAGAUGCUUGCAUUUAACGGAUAAAUCAGAUGUAUACUCUUUUGGAGUGGUUCUUCUGGAAGUGCUUUGUGCUAGGCCGGCUAUUAAAAGAUCAGCUCCCAGUGGGGAAAUGAAUUUAGCUGAAUGGGCCAUGUCAUGGCAAAAGAAAGGACAGCUCGAAAAUAUUGUUGAUCCUUUUCUCCUGGGUAAAGUUAAUCCUAACUCAUUGCGAAAAUUCGGAGAAACGGCAGAGAAGUGUUUGAAAGACUCGGGUGCUGAUAGGCCUAAUAUGUCCAAUGUCCUAUGGGACUUGAAAUAUGCUCUUCAGCUCCAACGAGUUACAAGGCAGAGAGAAGGAUAUGGGGACAGCAUAAUAGAUGCUUCAUUGGAGUUCCCACUGCCAAUUGUUCAGUACUCGCCUUCUCCCAGCUUUCUGAUUAAGGAAUAUGAUAUCCCCACGGAAAGUGGUGAUGGUUCAGCGCCAACUGCUAGUCAAGUGUUCUCCCAACUGAGAAUUGGUGACGCCAGAUGAUCUCAACUGGUAUGAGGUCUAGUUGUGUGGCUUUAGGCGCUUUACUUUCUUUAGCUUCUCUCUGCUGUUGAAUUUACUUUCCUGAUUAAGUUGUCUUUGUUUCUUCUAAUCCA
Molecule: messenger RNA, 2857 nt
Organism: Vitis riparia (riverbank grape)
Lineage: Eukaryota; Viridiplantae; Streptophyta; Magnoliopsida; Vitales; Vitaceae
Product: probable receptor-like protein kinase At5g24010
Exons: 1
Coding region: 21-2744 (907 amino acids)
Biological process (GO): protein autophosphorylation
Cellular component (GO): plasma membrane; plasmodesma
Molecular function (GO): transmembrane receptor protein tyrosine kinase activity; ATP binding
Source: RefSeq, a predicted model, not a curated record